UUAUUUUAUCGUUAUCCAACACUGUAGGGUCGCUUUUAUUAAACAGCUGAUCGUUGAAAAAUGUUAAGCAAGUAAACAUUUUUCUUCACAGCUGCUUUGUUAUAUUUUUCAGUGCGAAAUUGUUGAUAUUGUUCUUUAUAAAAGCAGUUAAAAAACGUCAAAAUGGGUAACCAGUUGGUGGGUAUAGCCCCAUCCCAAAUAUACCCAAUGGAUCAUUAUUUUUCGGGUACCGAAAUUGUUUUCGAAUCAAACAUGGGCAGUACCCGUUUCUUCAAAGUGGCCAAAGCAAAAUCAGAGGAGGGUUUAGUGGUGGUGAAAGUGUUUGUGAGACAUGAUCCUACGUUACCGCUGGAGUAUCACAAAGAACGUCUUGAGUAUAUAAAAAAAUCUCUAGCGAAUGCUGUGAAUUGCUUACCAUUCCAGAGAGUUGAGUUAACUGAUAAAGCCGCAUAUAUAACGCGUGAAUAUGUAAAACACAGUUUGUACGAUCGGGUCUCCACGCGACCCUUCCUCACAACGCUUGAAAAGAAGUGGAUAACAUUUCAAAUACUCUGUGCAUUGAACCAAUGCCACAAGCAAAAAAUCUGUCACGGUGACAUAAAGCUGGAGAAUAUCCUUAUAACUUCAUGGAAUUGGGUUUUGCUCUCCGAUUUCGCAUCAUUUAAACCAACAUACCUCCCAGAAGACAAUCCCGCCGAUUACACAUACUUCUUUGACACCAGCAGACGGCGUACUUGCUACAUAGCGCCUGAACGUUUCGUUAAAACCUUUUCAUCUGACGAUGCCGAAGGCUACGGCGCUAUGAUACCCACUGAUUCACUAGUGCGCCUAGGGCCGUAUAUUUCAGAUAAUACGCUUGUGCCCUCUAUGGAUAUAUUUUCAGCAGGUUGCGCGCUAUUAGAAUUGUGGACUGAGGGCACAGCACCGUUUGAACUUUCGCAGCUACUUUCCUAUCGUAGCGGUGAAAAUGAGUUGGUGUACAAACAUUUAGAGAGCAUUGAAAACGAAAAUCUGCGCGCACUACUCGGUUCCAUGAUCAACUUGAACUCAAUAUACAGAAAAAGUGCUGAAGACUAUUUAGACGAGGAACGUGGGCGUCUAUUCCCCGAAUACUUUUACUCAUUUCUGCAAUCCUAUUUGCAAAUGUUCUCCUCCUCACCAAUAAUGUCGCCAGAUGAUAAAAUCUUACGUUUACAUUCCGAUAUUGGUCAUUGCAUUAAGGUGUUAACCCAUGAUCCAAACUUAACACCAGAGGAAGAAAUUGAUGCUAAUCAUUCUACUGUAAAUACGGAUAGCUGUCAACGUCUGCCGCCUGAACAGGAUGGUUUGAUUUUGAUAAUCACAGUUGUUACCUCGUGCAUACGUGGUCUAAAGCAGUCAAAUACAAAAAUUUGUUCACUCGAGAUUCUACAUAGAUUAUGCAAGUACACCACUUCGGAUACCAUUUUGGAUCGCAUACUGCCCUAUAUUCUUCAUCUGGCGCAAAACUCAACUUCAAAAGUACAAGUCCAAGCUAUCGAAACACUAACUUCGUGUCUCGGCAUGGUUAAACAAAUACCAUUGAGUGACGCAAAUGUCUUUCCCGAGUAUAUUUUGCCCUCCAUAGAGAAAUUGUGCAGCGAACCCAGCGCAGUUAUUGUACGCGUCGCAUUCGCGCGUAAUAUUGCCAAAUUAGCGAAAAUCGCUAUAUAUUUCCUAGAAGAAACACAACGAAAUGCACCAAAUGAUAUGCCGGCGCGCAGAUACGAGGCCGAACUGAAUGCCUUGCAUGAUAUAAUACAACAAAAUGUGCUCAGUCUGCUGACCGAUUCGAAGCCAAUUGUCAAGCAAACGCUCAUGGAGUCGGGCAUUUGUGAUCUGUGCGGCUUCUUUGGCAAGGAGAAAGCUAAUGACAUUAUACUGUCCCACAUAAUGACCUUCCUCAAUGAUGAUGAUAAAAAUCUGCGCGGUUCUUUCUACGAUAAUAUCGCCGGCGUUGCGGGUUAUGUCGGUUGGCAGGCCUCCGACAUACUUGUACCGCUUUUGCAUCAGGGUUUCACGGAUCGUGAAGAAUUUGUAAUUAGUAAGGCCAUACGAGCUAUAACGAUACUCAUCGAGCUGGGUCACAUUAAGAAGCCCACAAUCACCGAGAUUAUCAAGGAGACGUGUUGUUAUUUAUGCCACCCUAACUUGUGGAUACGCCAUGAGAUUUGUGGCAUGAUUUCUACAGCGGCACGUACCUUGAGUGCCAUAGAUGUACAGGUCAAGAUUAUGCCGGCGAUUAAGAGAUUCCUUAAGAUACCGCUGAUACAAGUGGAAAAGCCCGAUUUAUUGCUGGACUGCUUGCAGCCACCAAUCCCUCAACAAAUCUACGAUAGUAUUAUAAGAUUUAAUGACAUACAAAUGUUGGUGAAUGAACUAGAAAAUCGCGCCAUCGCACGCAAUAAUCCCAGACCGGUUUUGUUGCCGCAACACGACGAAUCUAGCCAAGCUUUAAAAAAUCUUUUCUGCCGCUUAACCUCUGAGGGUCUCAAUGAUUUGGUGGAAAUGCAGCUGCUAGCUUUCAAGCCAUACUUAUUCAAGCUGAAGCACAAAGCACAACAAGAAGUAGAUGAGCCCACAUCUGGUAAUGGACGCAUUGUGAUCACGCGCAAAAAUGUGCUAUGCCACGAAUACCCACUAGCUGAUAAGCUCUCCAAAUCGCCACAGGAAGCCCGUGUGAAUGAGGGUAUUAUGCCUUCUACUGCGUCUCCCGCAACCGAGGCGGCUGUUACGUCGUUGGGCAGUAUAGCAGGCAGCCCUCCGACUGGCAUUACCCUGCUUGGCGGCACAGCGCACCCGACGGCUGUGAGCGCUGCCACUUCGCUUGGAGAGUAUACCAUGCCCGAACGCAACUAUUGGCAGGAACGCUCAUCGGAGUGCCGUAAAGAUUUGGAUGCGCUGCGUAUGACGUUUAAAAAUCGCUACAGCAUGCUCGCGUUUUCACAGCACAGCCACAAUGAGCGGCUCAACUCAGUUUAUCCGCCAGGUUGGUCGCUAAAUGGCACUAUGAUAGCGCAUCUGCAUGAGCAUUCUGAAUCUGUGAUUAAGAUGACAUCGUUGAGACCGUACGGCUCCGUUUUUGCCAGCGGCAGCAUUGAUGGCACAGUGCGACUGUGGGACUGCAAUAAAUUAAACGGUAAUCAGGGCAUCAACCGGUCACGGCAAGUGUACUCGGCCAAUACACCAAUUUAUGCGCUGGUCGCUUGUGAUGGCGGUCAGUCGUUGGCCGUGGGUGGCAAAGAUGGCAGCAUGCUCAUUAUGCGUAUCGACCGAAAUUCCUCGAAAAUGACGCUGCAACAGGCGUUGCAUUUAGACGAAGGUGAGAAUAGUGAUGGUGCUGUGGUGGAUAUGCAAACAUACGAUCAGAGCGUUAUUAUCUAUGCGACUGUGUAUGGCGGCAUUGUUGGUUGGGAUACGCGGGUACAAAAGCCCGUCUGGCGUUUGGAAAACGAACUGCAACACGGUGUCAUAACGACCAUGUGUGUCGAUUCGGCUGGUUCAUGGUUAGCCACCGGCACCAGUGGUGGCAAGCAUAUCUGCUGGGAUUUACGCUUCCGCUUGCCAAUCGCCGAAAUUAAACAUCCAAAUGGCUCACGCAUACGAAAAGUGGCCUGUCAUCCCACAGAGCCUUCAUAUCUAAUUUCAGCCUCACAAUCCAACAAUGAAGUCUCGCUGUGGAACAUCGAAACGGGUCAUCGCCAAGCAGUAUUGUGGGCCAGCACCACGCCAGUGUUAUCGAACAUACAAAUGAGCGAGACAUCAACUUCAUGUGGUCUGCUGAGCGGUGUAGUCGAUAAAUCACCAUUCUUGUUAACCGGUAGCUCAGAUCAACGCAUACGUUAUUGGGAUCUAAACGAGCCGAAAAAUUCGUCGCUUAAAGUGCCCGCAGCCAAGGAUAAUCUUGAAGACGUUUCAUUCACCUACGACUCGCAAAUCAUAGACGGCAGUCAAGUAAUUUAUGAACAAGAACUCGAAUUGAGCAAUCCCGCAGGCUUGAAUUCGCCAGGUUGUGCUAUGGAAGAGAAUCCGCGUUCCGGCCCAGACAUGCCCUCACCAUGUCAUCACGAUGCUAUAACCGAUUUACUAAUGUGUAAAACGGAUAAGGGACAGAUUUAUGUGGCUUCGGCUGCCCGUGAUGGUGUUAUAAAGUUGUGGAAGUAGACAUAGAAAUGCUAUUAUUUAUUUAAAAAUAACUUAUUUUGUAUUAUACAAAAUAUGCAUGGUAUAAGCUGAAAAUAUUUUAUAUGCAUAAGUAAGCAAGUGCAUACGAGUAUACAUAUAUAAAGAUAUAUAUUUAUAUAUAAGUAUGCC
Messenger RNA from Zeugodacus cucurbitae (melon fly), 4332 nucleotides. It is a transcript of the gene Vps15, whose product is annotated as phosphoinositide 3-kinase regulatory subunit 4. Gene Ontology annotation, molecular function: protein serine/threonine kinase activity; protein binding; ATP binding. Gene Ontology annotation, biological process: late endosome to vacuole transport; macroautophagy; protein phosphorylation. The transcript has 16 exons. NCBI's taxonomy places the organism in Eukaryota, Metazoa, Arthropoda, Insecta, Diptera, Tephritidae. The record is from RefSeq and is a predicted model, not a curated record. Bases 163 to 4182 code for a protein of 1339 amino acids. Gene Ontology annotation, cellular component: phosphatidylinositol 3-kinase complex, class III, type I; nucleus-vacuole junction; phosphatidylinositol 3-kinase complex, class III, type II.